CGCGUUACCUUGUAUGUUACGGUGGCCUCACCUGAACGACAACACCCAAAAGGCCGGCAACAUGACCAGGCACCUAAGUAGAUUGACUACUGAUUAUUUUCAGAGGUAUUUCGCAGCUAUGAUUCUCUUGCUGGUGCUGUCUUCAGGUGCGCCGGGACAGCAGACGCUCGGCCUCGGCCUACGGCCUAAGCUACCACUUGGCCUGCGCAAGCUUGCUGCGAGUAUGUACUAUCAAGUUUUAUACUUACCGAUUACCUGAACAUUGCAUAUCAGGAUACCUCUGCAAUGGCGCGCGAGUGCUCAGAGCGGGCGGGCCCCAUACGAGGUGCGACACAUCUUGCUAGGCAUUCAAGCACAGUCACAGGUUAUCACCGCGGGGACCAGGAGGUCGCGAGGAACGAAGCGCGUGGGGAUGCCCGUUGGCUUGCCUGGGGGGCCCAAGUGCCAAAGCCAAAGCGCCCCUGCUUGUCCACGACUGCACCUCACUCCCUCGCCACCCCCCACAUACGGUAUGUCCAUGUGCAGGGACGGGCUCAUAGACGCACAGCUCCGCAUCCAGCCCGCACUCCGAGGCGGCGGCCUGCGACGGCUGCUGGCCUCUCGGGUCCACUGGCGCUCCAGUGCGGGCCCUGGCUCGAAUUCAUCUGCCGCUGCCGCUGCCGGCGCCCUGCACGGCGACCACAUGUGCAUCCAGCUCGUGCUGCGCCUCGCUGUGACUGAAGCUUUUGGGAGCAAGCGGCCAUUGCUAUCACCUCAUCGGCAGUCAGGAGGCCGUGCCCGCCUGGACUCAGGCUCGUGCGGCCGCGUGCAGCGGCUGCUGGUGUCCGACCUGACGCAGGCGGCCGCGCACCUGGGCAUCCACGUCACACAGCCCUUCGCGCCGGCCGCCUGCGAGCUGGAGCCGGACCAGGUCGCGGCGGCGGCUGGUGACGGCGACAUGGUGCUGGCGCGGUGGCAGGUGUGCGGGCGGCCUGUGGCAGAUGAGGACUCGGGGCUGGUGGCGCUGGCGCUGGCGCUGCAGCUGCAGGAGGCCGCCGACUCCUACUACGCCGCGGCCCUGGGACCCGACUUCGACACCUGCCCCACUCGACUUUCGGGCCUGGUUGCGGCCCUGGAGGUGGUCCGGGCGCCCGGCACCGCCUGGGAGUGCGUCACGGCCGCCCACCUGCAGCCACUCACGGGACCCUGCAGCAGCGUCCGAGUCAGCGCCGGCGCCAGCACGGUCCUGGUUGACGACAGCAGCGCAAGCGGCGCGAACAGCACGUAGGAGCAAAGCAACAGGUGCACUUAUGGACGUGGUGCUGAGGGGUGGUGUGUGUGGGGGGGGGGAUUGUGGUUGCGCCACACGGCAACGCGCCACAUGGCUGUGGUGAUUGGCGGCGUGCGUGGGGGCGUGGGGCAAGGGCACAAGACUCAACGUGUUCCGCACCGGCACGUACCGUCCACUGGUUGUAGGCCGUGUUGUGAAGCGCAUUACCGUACGUGUUUCCAUGCGGUUGCAUUCGCUUGACUAGGCUCCUUUGGGACUGACCCUACCAGACUAGUGAAGUAGUAAUCAUUUACGUAAUAUACACCAAGAUCAACCAGUUGUGGCACAAGCGCUGGCGGCCGCUCAGUGAGGCGCCGGGGCAACGACAUAGUGAAGAAUGCAUGUGAGCGAGACAGGCAGUGCCUGCAAGUGAUGCAGUGUGAGGGAAUGAGGUGGCCGUGUCAUGGCGCCGUACGGAGGGUGUGUGGGACUAUGAGUGUGCCGAACGUGCGUAGGACUGAGGGGGCUGGAGCCUUCGAGGCGGGGUGGAGGUGAAUGCUUUCCCUGCAGCGUCACAUCUAGCGCCGCGAAAGACGUAGGCAGCUGACUUCGCAUGCUUUAGUGACAGAAAGAGCGAUGUAAAGUACUGGUCGAUUCCUAUUGUUAGUAGCAUCUUGCUCAUUGGCUGGGCGGCUAUCGGUGCGGGCAUGAUCCCUUCAAUGCCCCCCCGCCUCCAUUGCUGGCCUCUUGUAUCCACCAUCAUCCUUCUUUGCAGGUUAUUUUGACAAUUCUGUGGCGGCUGACGCAUGUGUUUAAGUGGUUAAAUUGGUGGUGCACUGCUGGAGGGUUUACAUUUUACCCAGCGGUUGUGCAAUAGCAGGGCAGUCAUUGGGCAAGUACAGUGCGAUGACUCAUCAGUGCGGCUGGCACAGACAGCUCCAGUCUACAACUGAACAGACCUCUGUAACAGUACAGCUUUACUUACGUCCC
Chlamydomonas reinhardtii is the source of this 2239-nucleotide messenger RNA. RefSeq lists its product as uncharacterized. NCBI's taxonomy places the organism in Eukaryota, Viridiplantae, Chlorophyta, Chlorophyceae, Chlamydomonadales, Chlamydomonadaceae. The record is from RefSeq and is a predicted model, not a curated record. Bases 518 to 1267 code for a protein of 249 amino acids. The transcript has 2 exons.